ACAAGUAAUUUUAAUAGAUUUAUCAUUUUAGAUUAAAGAAACACUCCAAUUAUGUGUAAGAAAACUGCUGAGAGUAUGCUUUUAGUGAAGUUCAACUCAUUGGAGCAUUUCUACAAACACUUUGUAGUCAAUAACUCACUCCCAACAUUCUACAAUAAGAAAUCUGUCGAGUACCCAUAAAAGUUCACCAAAACAUAUUUUCAGUAAAAUUCAACUCAAUGGAGCACUUUGACAAACACUUGGUACAAUAAGAAAUCAGUCGAGACUUACAUGGUUAUUGGGUUAAGGUAGAGAAUGCAGGAGAUAUGUUGACUCUCCCAUGUCUAUCAAGAAGACGAAUCACAGAGAAGAAAAUGACCCAGAAGCAAUAAAGUAUAUCAAGGUAAGGGUUUCGUUACAAAAUAUUUACUUCAAUCGACCAAUUACUCAAAGACUUGAAAUUCAAAUAAAAAGAGUCGUAUGCUUUAGAAAAAUUCGUCUGGGUUUCUUCUUUUCCAAAUGUUGGUUGGGUCCUGCCGGCGCUGUCAAAGAGCUUGGCGUUGGUGGUCGUAACUUGGCGAGGCGAUGAUGGGUGUGGCGGUGCUGUGCGAGGUCGAUGAUGGGAGGAGGUGGGAGGCGCUGAAGUUGGUCGGAGGAGGGAGAAGACUAGAAGGAUGAUCACAGUGAAAGGUGCAUAAAAGUUAGAAUUGAUUGGGCGUCGUGGGUGUAUCCUCUUGAAAUGAUGUGAUUUCUUCGCAACUCUUUGUUGUUUCAGGCUUUCAGCCCUGCUAGUUUUUUUGGCAUUUCUUAAUAUAUUUGGCCGUUUCAAAAAGGCCCAAAAAAGUCAACUUCUAAACUGUCAUAUAUAAAACAGCGCUUGAACAAGGAAAGGAAAACGAAGAAAAUGACAGCUGCAGCAAUUCUUUUGGCGUAGAAUCUCAUUAAUUCAAAUACGAACACCAGCAAAGCUUAUUCAUAUUAUUAUAUACAUUUUAGCAUGAUAAACAUUGUUGUUCACGACGUAUAAAAGGUGAAGAAGACUAAAAGAGGAAUCUGUAGUCUUGUAAAAGCCACCCUUUAAGUGGACGAACACAUUAUAGGCAAAUUGCAGAUAAACUUAAAAGGACAGAAGCUAUUCUACAUACUACAAUGGAGACAUGUUAUUCAUUCCAGAUUAGCAAAUAAGAUCUUACUUACACACCCACCACCAAAAAACUUCUCUUUUUAUGAUUUGAGUAGUGAAGAUCGGAGGAGGAGAUGACGGCAGCACCUGGAGGUGGUAUUGCUUUUUCCACAAAUGAGCGGCAGGUUGAUGAAGAUGAACUCAAAAGGGCUGCCUUUGAGAGAAUCCCAACACACAGAUUAAAAAAAGGAUUCUUGAAGCAAGUUCUUGAUAACGGACAAAUUGUUGGUCAAGAGAUUGAUAUCGCAGAUCUUGGACCUCAAGAUAAGAAACUACUAAUAGAAAGCAUACUCAAAGUAGUAGAAGAAGAUAACGAAAAGCUUCUAAAUAGAGUUCGAGCUAGAACCAAUAGGGUCGGGAUCGAUAUUCCAAAGAUCCAAGUCCGCUACAAAAACUUGUUGAUCGAAGGAGACGUUCAUGUUGGGUCUAGAGCUCUUCCUACUUUGCUAAAUGCCACACUCAAUACCAUGGAGGGACUUCUUCAACUCUUCAAUCUUGUUCCUUCGAAGAAAAGGGUUGUCAAGAUCUUACGUGAUGUAAGUGGGAUUGUGAGACCAUCGCGCAUGACCUUACUUCUUGGACCUCCUGGUUCUGGAAAGACUACAUUGCUGAGGGCACUUGCAGGAGUACUAAAUUCCAAUUUAAGAGUCACCGGAGAAGUUACCUACUGUGGUCACCGGAUGUCAGAGUUUAUUCCUCAGAGGACUUGUGCGUAUAUUAGUCAACAUGACUUUCAUAAUGGUGAGAUGACAGUUAGGGAGACAUUUGACUUUGCUGGGCGAUGUCUAGGUGUAGGAACCAGAUACGACCUCCUGGAAGAACUUUCACGACGUGAAAAAGAUGAAGGGAUUAAACCAGACCCGGAAAUUGAAGCUUUCAUGAAAGCCACAGCAGUAUCUGGUCAAGAAUCUAGUUUGGCUACAGACUAUGUUUUAAAGAUUCUUGGAUUAGAUAUCUGUGCUGAUAUGGUGGUAGGUGAUGUGAUGAGAAGAGGAAUAUCUGGUGGCGAGAAAAAACGUGUCACUACUGGAGAAAUGUUGGUUGGGCCUGCAAAAGUGUUCUUCAUGGAUGAAAUCUCGACUGGUUUAGACAGUUCGACCACUUUUCAGAUCGUCAAAUACAUGAAACAACUGGUUCACAUAAUGGAUGUAACAAUGAUCAUUUCCCUUCUUCAACCCGCACCAGAAACAUUUGAACUAUUUGACGACAUCAUACUCCUCUCUGAAGGUCAAAUAGUCUACCAAGGCCCACGUGAAGACAUUCUUGCUUUCUUUGAGAGUGUAGGAUUCAAAUGCCCAGAAAGGAAAGGAGUUGCAGACUUUUUGCAAGAAGUCACUUCAAGAAAAGACCAAGAACAAUACUGGUUCAAAAGAAACGAACCAUACCAUUACAUCUCUGUACCUGAAUUCAGUCGGCUUUUCAGCCAGUUUGAAACCGGUGAGCGCCUUUAUGACGAUCUUGCUCUUCCUUAUGACAAAACCCAAAUGCAUCCUGCUGCAUUGGUGACCGAAAAGUAUGGUAUUUCAAACAUGGAGCUCCUUAAAGCAAACUUAGCAAGAGAAUGGUUGCUGAUGAAACGGAAUGCUUUCUUGUACAUAUUCAAGACAACUCAAAUUACUAUUAUGUCGGUUAUUACUUUCACAGUGUUCUUUAGAGCUGAAGCGAAGACUGGUCGACUUGAAGAUGGUGGCAAGUUUUAUGGUGCUUUGUUCUUUAGUCUUCUGAAUGUGAUGUUUAACGGGGCUGUUGAGCUCGCAUUGACGGUUAUGAGGCUGCCUGUGUUCUUUAAACAGAGGGAUUCGCUGUUUUACCCUGCGUGGGCAUUUGCAAUACCUAUAUGGAUAAUGAGUAUUCCUAUAUCAAUCAUGGAGUCAAUAAUAUGGAUUGUUCUAACAUAUUACACUAUUGGGUUUGCUCCUUCUCCUAACAGGUUUUUCCGACAGCUUUUGGCUUAUAUUGGCCUACAUCAAACGGCUUCGUCUCUUUACCGUUUCAUGGCUGCCCUUGGAAGAACGCAGGUCAUAGCAAAUGCUCUUGGUACCUUUAUGUUGCUAUUGGUUUUUGUACUCGGUGGAUUCAUCGUUGCAAAAGACGACAUUGAGCCAUGGAUGAUAUGGGGAUAUUACAUUUCCCCAAUGAUGUAUGGACAAAAUGCCCUUGAAAUCAAUGAGUUUCUAGAUGAUAGAUGGAGCACUCCAAAUCCUGAUCCAAGAAUCAACGAAACAACUGUAGGGAAGGUUCUUCUAAAGUCGAGGGGGAUGUUCACAACCGAUUACAUGUAUUGGGUUUGUGUCAUUGCACUCUUUGGGUUUUCUCUUCUUUUUAACCUCUUGUUUGUGUUAGCUCUCACGUACUUGAAUCCCCUUGGAGAUUCAACAACCAUUGUUCCAACAGAAGAUGAGCAGAAUAAGAAGUACCCAGAAACAGGCACAGAAAUGGCAGCAAGAAAGAAAGGAAUGGUGCUCCCGUUUGAGCCAUUGUCACUUGCAUUUGAUCAUGUCAAUUACUAUGUAGAUAUGCCUGCUGAAAUGAAAACAAAAGGAAUAGAAGAGAAUCGUCUACAACUCCUACAAGAUGUUAGUGGAACGUUCCAGCCAGGCAUCCUGACAGCAUUGGUUGGAAUCAGUGGGGCAGGAAAGACGACAUUGAUGGAUGUGUUAGCUGGGAGAAAGACUAGUGGGUAUAUUGAAGGAAGUAUCAGCAUCUCUGGUUACCCUAAAAAACAAGAAACAUUUGCUCGUGUCAGUGGAUACUGUGAACAAAACGACAUCCAUUCUCCCCAUGUCACUGUUUAUGAGUCCCUUGUGUACUCUGCCUGGUUACGCCUUGCUCCAGACAUAACCCCACAAACUUGCCAGAUGUUUGUGGAAGAAGUCAUGGAUUUGGUUGAACUGAGCCGGUUAAGGAAUGCAAUAGUUGGGCUUCCAGGAGUAGAUGGUCUUUCAACAGAACAAAGAAAGAGGCUGACAAUAGCAAUAGAAUUGGUUGCAAAUCCAUCAAUCAUCUUCAUGGAUGAGCCCACAUCAGGACUUGAUGCAAGAGCUGCUGCCAUUGUCAUGCGUACUGUCAGAAACACGGUAGACACCGGUCGUACAGUUGUCUGCACGAUUCACCAACCGAGUAUCGACAUUUUUGAGGCUUUUGAUGAGUUAUUGUUGAUGAAAAGAGGUGGACAGGUCACUUACACCGGACCUCUUGGGCACCAAUCUAACCACCUAAUAGAAUAUUUUGAAUCUAUUCCUGGAGUCGACAAAAUCAAACAAGGUCAAAAUCCUGCUACAUGGAUGCUUGAAGUUACUUCUUUAGCAGUCGAAACUCAACUUGGUGUUGAUUUUGCAGAGAUUUAUGCCAAUUCUGAUCUUUAUAAGAGAAGCCAGAAGCUCAUUAAGGUGCUAAGUACACCCAUAAAAGGGUCCAAGGACCUUUACUUCCCUACAAAGUACUCUCAUUCCUUCUGGACACAAUGCAAAGCUUGCUUAUGGAAACAACAUUGGUCAUACUGGAGGCAUCCACAGUAUAAUGUUGUUCGGUUCUUCAUGACAACAAUUAUUGGCACUCUUUUUGGAGUAAUUUUCUGGGACAAAGGCCAAAAAACUGACAAACAACAAGAUGUAAUGAAUCUGAUGGGGGCUAUGUAUGGUGCUGUACUUUUUCUUGGUGGAACCAACACUGCGGCUGUGCAGUCUGUGGUGUCUAUAGAAAGGACAGUUUUCUAUCGCGAGAAGGCAGCAGGGAUAUAUUCACCAAUCCCUUACGCAUUUUCUCAGGUUGCCAUUGAGGUGGUUUAUGUAGGCAUCCAGACAAUCAUAUACAGUCUUUUGAUUUACUCCAUGAUUGGAUUCGAGUGUUCAAUAUACAAGUUCUUAUGUUUCCACUUCUAUAUGUUCAUGUCCUUUCUUUAUUUUACAUUAUAUGGGAUGAUGCUUGUGGCCCUCACACCGAAUUAUCAGAUUGCAGCCAUUACCAUGUCGUUCUUCCUCAAUUUCUGGAACUUGUUCUCUGGUUUCUUAAUCCCCAGAAAGCAAAUACCGAUCUGGUGGAGGUGGUAUUACUAGGGUUCACCGGUGGCAUGGACGCUAUAUGGCCUGAUCACAUCUCAGUUUGGUGAAAACGAAAGCCUUGUUGUGGUUCUAGAUCAAAAUUCCGUCACAGUGAAGGAAUUUAUUAAAGAAUUUUUAGGGUUUGAAUAUGAUUUUCUCGGAUACGUUGCUUUGGUUCAUGUUGGUUGGGUCAUCCUCUUCUGCGUCGUCUUUGCCUACAGCAUCAAAUUUCUGAACUUCCAACAAAGAUAGGCAGAUCAGAUAGUCAAAUAUUGUAGGGAAAAUAACUCAGUGUAUUUUGUUCAAAUUUGGUCCUUUUUUUUAAGCAAACUUAUUGUUUGUGUUUAUCAUAACUUUUUUGACCGGCUAUCAUAGCCGGUCAGAAAGUUUAUGGUGAACACAAACAACAAGUUCGAUAGACCGGUCCAAACUGAUUAGGGGCUCGAGGCAAAUAAAAAAAAUAAGGCUCUUUAAAAUUUUAAAAAGUAGUAUUUUAUGAAAA
Molecule: messenger RNA, 5704 nt
Organism: Lactuca sativa (garden lettuce)
Lineage: Eukaryota; Viridiplantae; Streptophyta; Magnoliopsida; Asterales; Asteraceae
Source: RefSeq, a predicted model, not a curated record